UGGAACCUUGUGAGUCGUCCGUGAACGACCGGAGUAACCGUUUUCUGCCGUGCCAGCCUGGUGAUGGAUGCUGCAUCUGCCUGUGGUGACCAGAGCUACCAUUUGCUGACCCUGAAGAACAACGGGGGUCUUGUGGUCCCAGGUACUGUGAGGGUCAUCAGUGCAGCAGAGUGGGCAAUUCGCAGGCAUCAGUGGGCAGACGAUCACAGCCCAUCAAACCACUGGAGGUCAUCUACAUUGUGCGCAUUGUGUGGGGAGCGCAUCAGUGAGACACAGAAUGGAUCACCACAGAUCCCGUCGUCCCUUCUCUGGUUCCCACCACCGCCAGUCAGUAUACACCCGAGAUCGAAACGACAGAAAAGGCCGCUGUGACAAUUCACUCCUCAGACCCAGAAAUCACCACCAGUGGCAGUCAGGGUCAACACCAGAGCAAAACCCACUCACCUCCCAAACUUUGAGCACAAGGAAGGAGCUUUAUGAAAGAGACUUCCCUUUGUACAAACAGCCAGUGGAAGUGGGAUGCUUCUCUCUCGAUGCUCAGCGCAGAUUUUUCAAUGACGGCAGACAGAUGAGAUACUAUGUGGAGCCUGACAAAAAUCCUAAUUUUGAUCUGCGGGAUGGGUACGAGGACCGCUACGUAAAGAGAGAUGAAAGUGUGAAAGAGAAGCUGGACCACAUUCUCCGAUGGAUUCUAGCUAACAGAUUGAAGCUGAAAUCAAAGGCCUCCUCACAUGCUUUAGAUUUUGACUUUGUGACAUGGAGAGGCCAUCUGACCAAACUGCUGACCACACCAUACGAGACUCGAGAUGGUUGGUUACUCGCGGUGACCAAGUUUAAGGACACACUAUACAUCAGUGAGGUGGAAACAGAAGCUGCUCGCAGGGAUCGGGAGAACCGCCCUGAGUGGAACCAUAAGAUGAUGUACUGGGGAUACAAGUUUGAGCAGUACAUGUGUGCAGAUAACGCCCACGGUUUGCCGGACUCCAGCGGUGUGGUCAACACUAACGAGGCCUUCUGCACCGUGGUUCAGACUCGACUCACAGAUCACAAACUCCUGUUCUCCGGUGAGGUGGAUUGUCGGGAUAAGGACCCCAGCGUCCCUCCUCCUGCCUGUUAUGUAGAGCUGAAGACCUCUGCUGAGAUAUGCACACCCAAACAGCACAGUAACUUCCACAGGUUCAAACUACUCAAGUGGUGGGCUCAGUCUUUUCUCCCUGGAGUACCUCGUGUUGUGGCGGGUUUCAGGGAUCGUGAUGGAACUGUCGUUUCUGUCGACACUUUCCCCAUCGCUAAAGUUUCACAGCUCAUCAAGAAUGAACCCAACUGCUGGAAGCCAACAGUCUGCAUGAAUUUCACCUGUGAUUUUCUGUCUUUUCUCAAGCGUAUAGCUACUGAAGACAACCCUAGCGUGGUGUACCUGGUCUCCUGGGAGCCGCUCAAAGAUGUGACCUACUCAGUCCACAGAGACUCCUGCUUUUCCUUCCUACCCUUGUGGUACGUUGAGGCCAUGGGCAGCUGUCAGGACUCGCACCAUCAACCCUGAGUUGGUGUUUACAUCAGCCUUCUCAGAUUGUGGUCAUUUUAAAAGUCCAGAACAAAGACAUCAAUGUAACUUUUUAAAGAUCUUUUUAUGUGUGUUUGUAAAAUUGUUUUCUGUGCAUGUGGUCAUUUAAAUAAACAAGCUUUAAUAUUAA
Molecule: messenger RNA, 1694 nt
Organism: Nothobranchius furzeri (turquoise killifish)
Lineage: Eukaryota; Metazoa; Chordata; Actinopteri; Cyprinodontiformes; Nothobranchiidae
Gene: dxo
Product: decapping exoribonuclease
Biological process (GO): NAD-cap decapping; nuclear-transcribed mRNA catabolic process
Cellular component (GO): cytosol; nucleus
Molecular function (GO): mRNA 5'-diphosphatase activity
Source: RefSeq, a predicted model, not a curated record